UUUGAUUGGCACUCACGGAAAACCAAUGAGAGGUCGAGUUUACGUCUCGUGGCCAAUAGUAAAUAUCCAGUACCUUGUAGGCCUACUAUACUAUAACUUUUCACUGAGGCUAGAAGCUCGAGCCAUCGGGGCUUGCACCUUACUUUUUCACGCGGAGCUCUGGAAAUCAUGCUUGCAAAGUGUAAAAACAUCCGGGAUCCUGUGAAGUCUCUUAUUACCGGUUUCUGGAUCACUUUUAUCGUCUGUUCCGUAGGUGUUCACGGCCAGGAGGGUAAUGGCUGUGGACAUACAUUGCUGGGCACAGAGUCUGGCACAUUGGCCUCUCAGAACUACCCAGGCACCUACCCCAGUAACACCUGGUGUAAGUGGAGGCUUCGAGUGCCAGAGGGGCGAACGCUGCGACUGCUGUUUGGGGAUUUUGACAUUGAGAGCAGUGCAGGCUGCAGGAAUGGUUCUCUUGUGAUCACAGACAAGAGCGGGAUACCCAGUCUGGGUCCAGUGUGUGGGAAGCUUGAUGCAUCCCUGAACAAUGUGACAUUUAAAAGCAAUGAAGUGACAAUAACCUUCAGGUCAGGCCCACACCGCUCUGGACGAGGGUUUCUACUGUCCUAUACCACAGACCAGUAUCCAGAUCUCAUUUCUUGUUUACAACGAGGAUCUCAUUCUAGCUCGCAGCUUUUGAGUGUGUACUGCCCUGCUGGGUGUAAGAAUAUCACAGGGGAUGUUUGGGGAAACUCUGAACAGGGUUACAGAGAUACCUCAGUCCUGUGCAAGUCUGCAGUCCAUGCUGGAGCUGCAUCUGAUAGUCUGGGAGGCCGUGUCACUGUGAACCGUGGGAGAAGUCUUACACUCUAUGAAUCCACCUUUGCCAAUGGAAUCCUUUCAAAAAUGGGAUCAUUAUCAGAAAAGAAGCUGCUCUUCAGCCAAGAAUGCAACAACAUCCUGAGUGUUUCUGGUUUAAAUGCCUCAUCUUUCCGGGAUGAAAACAGUCAAGAGUACACAAUGUUCUGGUCCUCCAGAAACAUGGAUUCUAGCCAUGAGUUCCUACCCUGGGCAGCAGACGGUAAUGAUCCAAAUCCGUGGGUGGAGCUGGGGCUGAGUGAUAGAAGCAAUAUCACAGGAAUAAUAACAACGGUAUCAAACGAGUACUACAUAGAAUCCUACAGUCUUUUUUUCAGCAAGGACAGAAAGGCUUGGAAGCUGUACAAAGGUGCUCUCAGCAAAGAAAAAAAGGUGUUUCAGGCCUAUACGGAUGGCCACCUCAGGGUUCUCAACAGCUUUUUCCCUCCGGUGGUGGCUCGGUUUGUCCGGCUACAGCCACUCAGCUGGCAUGGCCGAGCGUUAGCUCAGGUACAAGUCCUGGGCUGUCCUGUUGCCAAGGUAACACCAAGGUCCCGCUCAGCUGCUGAAUCUCCAUCCAUCAAUGUUAACAUGGACACACCACGGCCCAGCCCCACUCCUCCUUCCACCACAGAGGGCCCAGUGUUAGUGGAUACCAGACAGAGCUCCAGUCAGCCAGUAAUAGUGGCAGUGGGAGUGGUCCUGGGGCUGAUAACGUGCGGCAGUUGUUUGUUGGCUGGAGUCUGGUGGAAGAGAAGGAAAAAAGAUUCACAAAUGAAGUACUCCUUAACCACAACAGGUAGUCAGAGUUUCCAGGCAAAGAGUCUCUCCUGCCCACAAUCAGAGCUCAUCUCUUACCCUCUGGAGCGAAAUGUCCAUGAUGCUCUACCUAGCCCUCCUCUUAAUGACUAUGCAGAGCCUGCUGUUGCAACUAUUGGACCGAAGGUUGGGUCAACAUUCAGACCCUCCUCAGAUGAGGGCUACACCACCCCCUUCGCCUUCAACCAUUAUGACACUCCUGGCAACCUGCCGGAGUAUGCCGAGCCUCUUCCCCCAGAGCCUGAGUACGCCACGCCAUUCAGUGAGCAGCCCUCCGAGUCCAACCUACCGACUUUGACAGGGAUCAGUCACAGCAAUACACAUGGACCCCCUGUACCAGCACCUACCGCUGGUACCAGGACGCCAUCCAGCCACGCUGAGUAUGACUGUCCCUCGCACAGGAUGCUUUCCAAUGGCUACUGCACUCCUGCACUACAUGUCAAUGGCCCCCGGCCGGUCACCGUGGUCUAUGCUGAGCCCAAGUCAUCGGACUCUUUACUACAGAAGCACACAUAUGAGGAGCCUUUGUGAACAUAGACAAGCUCAGACACAGAGAAAGAAAAAUAGACUCCUGAGCUAAAAUGUGUGUUGAACCAGAGGACCACUUGUGUGUGUGUGUGUGUGGGGGGGUGGUCUCAAGUGGACAAAAAGCUGGACAGUGUUGUCCAUACUAGAGAACUAAUGCUGACAGAGCUGAACUUCCAUUGAGUGAUGCACCCAAAGUUGAGAAGUCACUUUGGAUCACGGCGCAUACAUGAGGGUAUACACAACUCAUUGUGCACAAUAAUCCGAGAGCCAUAUGGACACAAAUGUUUCCUUCCAGGAAGUAUGUAGUUGUACAGCGGAAGUAUCCUGUGAUGCACAAAGUGAAUACAGGUUCAGUCGUGUCUCAGAUGAAAUGUUUAAUCACAAGCUGCACUUUGAGAAAACACAUACAGCAAUGUAUGCUUCAUUGUAUUUAACAGAUUAAUGCAAAAAAAAAAAAAAAUUAAAAAAAAAGUGGAUUGAAUAUGUUACUUGUCCUCACAAAACAUUGUAUUCACAAUGUAUAAUUUCAACAUGUUUUGUUUAAAAAAACAUUUAAGAAGCACUAUACAGUAAAUGGUACACUGUAACUAAGUGGUCGAGAUUGUUGCUAUAACUAUGUGUAACCACUAGGUGGCUCUCGAGCUUUAAACAGUAUUGGAUUGUGUGAUUAUUUGUCUGCUGGUUCUCACUCCUCAGAUAAUUGUCAUACAUACAUAGUAAAAGUUUUUUUUUUAUUUUUUAAAUAAAUGCUUGGAGUGUAAUAUAACAGAGAAAGGCACAACAGGCGAAGUGGUGUCGUGAUUAUGAUGGGAGGACUUUCAUCUACACUGCUGAAAGCCCCGGUCAUUGAACAUACCGCGAUGCAUGUUCUCGAACAAGACACAAAACCUUAACAUUAAAACUAUUCCAUUACGUGGCCUUGUUAUUUGUUAGGCUUUAGCUACUGUACAACAACUUAAAUCUACUCUGUAUUCCAUAAUUUGACUUAAUUGCCAAUGCCUUGGAAAGGCCAAUGGAAAAUACAAGUUAAAAUGAAAUCACUAAAGAACUUAACAUAAAUCAACUAAUAUGACUGCUUUUUUUCCACACGUAGAGGAAAAGAAGAUAGAAAAUUGUACUUUUUUCCUAUUACAAGGCAUUUAUAUAAUAAGGGUCAGGUGACAGUGGUAGUUCUCCAUUAUGUCAAAAAAUGUUACCAAAAGACCCUCGAAAAUGUCAUUUCAUUUCUAGAACUGCUUUCACAAGCUUUGUGGUGUCACAUUUAGUGAUGAAUUCGCUCACUGCUGAAUAAGGCACAAUAAAACGACUGUAUUACCAAACCAUA
Molecule: messenger RNA, 3511 nt
Organism: Perca fluviatilis (European perch)
Lineage: Eukaryota; Metazoa; Chordata; Actinopteri; Perciformes; Percidae
Product: discoidin, CUB and LCCL domain-containing protein 1
Exons: 15
Coding region: 169-2190 (673 amino acids)
Source: RefSeq, a predicted model, not a curated record